Molecule: messenger RNA, 1902 nt
Organism: Peniophora sp. CBMAI 1063
Lineage: Eukaryota; Fungi; Basidiomycota; Agaricomycetes; Russulales; Peniophoraceae
Source: the annotation of a GenBank genome assembly
AUGGAAGGUCCCGAAGCUGGACUCCGGCUCGUGCCAUUGCCAGUCGAUGGCAUCCCAUCACCGCCGCUGGUGGACAAUGAAAUUGUCAACGACAGCCCGCGCGAGCCAUUAGACCGAAAACGUCGCCCAAACGAUAAAUCGUCUCCGGUGCGGCCCAUGACUUGCGACUGCUCCAAGGAGGGGCGGAAUCUGGUCGUUUGCAUCGAUGGCACAUCGAAUCAGUUUGGAGAGAUGAAUACGAAUGUGAUAGAGUUGUAUAGCCUCGUUCCGAAAGACGGAAGAGGACAGGGUGACAACAAGCAACAGCGAACAUACUAUAAUAGUGGGAUUGGAACGUAUGCCCGGCCGUCCUGGAAAUCAUGGGCAUGGUACAAGCAAGUGUUCGGUCAUAAAGUCGACCUUGCCAUUGCAUGGAACUUUGAGCGUAUCGUGCUUGAUGCUUACAGAUGGUUAUCAGAAACAUAUGAGGACGGUGAUUGUAUCUUCCUCUUUGGGUUCUCUCGUGGGGCGUACCAAGUUCGCACGCUCUCUGCCAUGAUAGACAAGGUUGGCUUGAUUCAUCGGGGCAAUGAGGCACAGAUCCCGUUCGCCUAUCAACUGUAUGCGGACUUGGAUAAUGGACUCACCGCCGCCGCGGCAUCGUCUCUCCAGGGGUCCAUAUCCCCAUCUGAUACCUUCAAGGACACGUUCUCACGUAGGGUAAAGGUGCAUUUCGUUGGCGUGUGGGACACAGUAUCAUCGAUCGGGAUUGUGCGGAGUCGAAUGCCAUUGCCGGGAACGAUCGACGGAAUGAAGCACGUUUGUUACUUCCGGCAUGCUUUGGCGCUCGAUGAACGUCGCAUCAAAUUUCUUCCGGAGUACGCAAAUGGAGGUGCAGGUCCAUCAGAGCCGGUCAAGAUCCCUGGGAGAUAUCAUCACACGAAGGAGGUCUGGUUUGCGGGGACACACUCUGAUGUAGGAGGGGGGAUCGAGGCAAAUCCGACACUGAACCGCACGCGUCCUUCUCUCAGGUGGAUGUUCUUCGAGGCGUCUUCGGCCGGGCUUCACCUGGUUCCUUUCAAACGCGAGUUCAAAGAUGAAGAGGAGAUCACCAUCAACGAGUCAUUGACGUCCGGUUGGGAGUACUUCGAACAUCUCCCGUUUCGGCGCCUCACGUACAACAUGGCCGACGCCAGGGAGCCCUGUGUUGAAUGGAUCCGGUUCGAAACUUCGGCUUGGGUCUUCUGGAUGCUAAGUCGCAUACUACGGAUGCUUGUCCGGCCCGCGCUCGAAUCGAAUUUGCUGGUGGCCCAAUUGGCGUGGAUGAUUCUUCAGUCUCUGUGGCUGAUGGUUGAAGUUCUGUGGGUCCUACUCCCGUCAACCGUACGAACAAGGUGUGAAGGCUAUGUUGGUGCAUCAAGCACACAUGAGGUUUCGGAUGGUGUCACUGGCGAGAGCGGUGACGGAGUGAAGCCAGCAUUUGACGCAGGAUCGAUGGGGAAUCAGGACACGACCAAGGAUAGGCAUGAGGCGGGGGGAUACUGGGAGGAAGCGGCGAAGUACUGGUUGAGUGCGGAGGAUUAUCGGGAAAUGGAGGCCCGAGCGGAAGCUCGUCAACAUGCGUUGGACACUUUGAGGCACUCACAAGUAGCAACAGAACGUCAAGAAAUAGAUGGAACAGUCUCUUGGCCGCCCCAUCGUGGAAAAGGCCGCGUCAUCCUAGACGGUCAGAAGAUCCACCCAUCGGUAUGGCGCCUAAAAAACUUGGGCACGACCGACUCGACAUACACGCCCAUAGGCGGAGGGCCGCGAUUAUCAAACCCGAUAACAAUUGAUAGGACCGAUUAUCAAAUCGCCCUGAUCGCCGGCGCGCGUGCCGCGCGUCGGAAGCUUAUUUGCGACACUCCAUGGGCACGUACUUAG